UUUAAUCAACGAUUUUUGAACAGGCUUUUUCAUAUUUGUUAAAAAAAAAAGAAACUUUUGAAAGAGAGAGAAAAAACGAGAAAAAAGUAGUAAAAUCAAUAAUAUGCCCAUAUGUCUACGUAUACGCUAUAUGUAAGAGUAGAGUGAUGUUCUGAAAAAUCGAUAAAAGGCCCCAUACUGCAUCAUUUUAAGGGCUAGACUCACUGCAGCAAGAAUUAUGUCACUAUCAGCAUUAUUGAAAUGUCCUAUAUGUUUGGACUCAUUCGAUAAACCUCUAACUCUACCGUGUUUACACUCCUUUUGUGAAAAUUGCCUUGGAAACGUUGUAACUCAUAAAUCAGUAUUUAAUUGUCCUUCUUGCAGGGAACCUAUCCAGACACCAAAAAACGGAUUGAACGGCUUUAAAAAAGACUUUCGAUUACAGUUUUUAUUGGAUUUUGGAAGUUUUUGCGCUAAUUGCUCUUCUAAACCUACUCUAGUUUGUCAAGACUGCACUGUUGAAUUGUGUUCAAAUUGCUCUACUCAGCAUUCAAAAAUACCUGCUUUUUCUAAUCACGUCGUUUAUAAAAGAGUUGAAUGCUUAAAGCAUAAAUUAGAUAAAAAAUUUUAUUGUAGCGACUGUUCUUCCCUACUUUGUACUUGUUGCGUAUUCAAUCAACAUUCGGAGCACAAAAUAUCUCCAAUCUCUUCUCUGAAUAUGUCUUUAGAAUCGAAGCUCAAAUCAUUUGUUGGUGUGAAAGAAGCAUUAAAUUUCUCAGCUAAAUUGGAGAGUCCCGAAGAGAGGUUGAAAAUUCUAAAGGACGCUCUACAAAAUUUAUAUCUACACGACGAAAUUGGUAACUUUAAUGCAGCGAACGUUGUUGAUAUAUGCGCGAACCAGCAAGACUUUUUCUGUGUUGCUUUUCCAGAUCGAUUAGAAAUUAGACGCUAUAUAAAGUUAGACGACAUCCAACAAGUAAUUAAACUGCCAGAAGUAAGGGCAAUUUGCUGUCUUGAUUCGAAUGAGAUUGCGGUUGCUCAUCGUCACUUUUUGUCAAUUUACAAUAUCUUUGGUCGCUACAAACGUCAUUUGGCCUGUGUGCUACCCGACGUCAAUUUAAAAUUGGAUACUGACGGUAAUUUGAUUGUUUUAAGCCGAUACGAAUGUUUUAAAAUAAACCUUAGCACGACUGAGCGUAUAAAAUAUGGUUCUUAUAGUAAAUUGGCCUGUGUGACGUCAUCUGGCCUGUUGGUAGUGGCCAAGCAUUAUCAGAUAAAUGUAUAUAAAGAUAAUGUAUUUGAACGGGUACUGAAUGUUAGAGCGGAUGGUUUAUGCUCGGACGAUCGAGGCAGACUUUUAAUAUCUGACAAGAGGAAUAACUCAAUUUCUUUAUAUACCAUUUUUGGAGAAAAGAUUACGACCAUUCUUAACCUCAACAGGCCCAAAAAGAUUGGACUUUCACCGGAUGGUUACCUAGUAACUGUUCAAAAAGGCAACAUAAGAAUCUUUAAAAUUAAGCUGAAAAUAAAAGACCCAAGCAGUAAAAGUGUCCCUUAGCUAGAGAAGAUGAGUAGUAGUUUUACGAAGCAGAAGAGGAUGAAACUAUGGAAUUUGAGAAGAGGAGAAAGUCUAGAGAAGAGUGGUGAAGAAGUAGCAAAAUCGGACGAUAGCAUUAAGAAGCUUGUUUCUCUCUGGUUGAAAGCAUUUCAUACUGUUUCAAUUUUUGUACUAUUGUGUCAUAUUCUCCAUUAUAUCUGCACAUUCGAUUCCAGAAGUUUGUACAAAUUGUUUGUAUUGUUAAGCUUACAUGACGUCAUUAUUUAUUUGUAUAAGAAUUUAUCAAGAAGUCUUACGUACUAUCCCCCAACCCUGUUAUUUUAUAUUUUCAACUUGACAAAGAAGGUGUUAAGGUUGUCCUAACUAUCUCUAUAUUUAUUUUCUAUAUAAACGUAUAAAAAAUAACUAAACUAUGUGGAAUAAAUUUGCUAUGGGCCUUAAAUAAAUGCAUCUGGACAGGAUUUUCAUUGGAAAUUACAGAUGUAGAAAGUGUUGGACAAAGAAUAGAAGAAUAAUUUCCGCUACCAUCAACUACUAUUACUCUUCUUUUUUGACAAGUCUGUCGUAUAAUUGAAAGGGGGAUAUUUAGUGGUAAAAUGACUGCAUCGCGACAUAAAUACUACGUAAUUCUGUAUUGGCAAGAAAUACUUAUUACUCUCAUUAACUACUAUUGAAGUUACACAAGUGCUUCGAAUACGUUACUUAUUAUAUAAUUUAUAGUUAAAUUUACUAAUUAAAGCUAUUUCUUCUGAUUAGCCCAUAUCAAUCAAUCUAAUGAACAGUAUAUACAGAUAUUAAUUUCUUUUUCAGUUCUCAUAUGAAACAUUAUUACUCUAAUCAAUAUUGAUUUUUAACAUAGGC
Dimorphilus gyrociliatus is the source of this 2398-nucleotide messenger RNA. NCBI's taxonomy places the organism in Eukaryota, Metazoa, Annelida, Polychaeta, Dinophilidae. The record is from the annotation of a GenBank genome assembly.